GUUGCUUUUGUACCAGCGUGUUUAAAAGAAACACGAGUGCAUUUGGUUUAGCAUUUUAGUUUCCGUAUAACUUUUUUUUCCCCGAAGGAGUUUCUUGCUACUCCUUAAAAACAUAUUCCGCUUCAUAAGGAAAUCGUUAGUGCUUCUUUCUGACUUUCAGGCUGGCGAAGGAACCACUAAUCUGCCAUUUAUAAUGUCACAGGCCACCAAACGCAAACACGUUGUCAAGGAAGUUCUUGGAGACUUUGUCAUUCCUACAGAAAACCAGUGGAUCGUGAAGGUUAUUGGUAGCCGUGGUAACAACCUUCAUGAAGUCAUCACAGCCCAGGGUGAGACCUUCCUGGUGAGCAUGCCUACCAAGUUUCGGAAGAACAUCUGGAUAAAGAGAGGUGACUAUGUGAUUGUGGAUCCCAUUGAGGAAGGAGAGAAGGUGAAGGCAGAGAUAAGCUUUAUUCUCUACAAAGAUCAUGUUCAGCACUUGCAGAAACAACAGCUUUGGCCAGAGGGAUUCAUGGAGGAGCAGUCGCUGCAGCACAAGACGAACAAACAGCAGGAAAAAGAAGAGGGGACAGAGAACAAAGCCCAAGAAGAAGAGGAAGGUAGCGACUCUGAAGACGAUGAGAGCGACCUCUUUGUAAACACCAACCGCUGUAACUACCAGUAUAGUCAAAGUGAAGAGGAGGACAGCGAGGAAGACGACGAUGAGGAAGAGGAAAGGACAGAAAAGUGAUCAUGGUUGGUGCAUGGAGAAGGACAAUCGAGAGCUUGAGCUGUGAAUCCGAUGCAGCCCUUUCCUCCUCUGACUGAUUUAAUGAUUACAGAUGUUGAUUUUCAUGUAACAGCUGGCCACAUGAGUCUGUUAAUUCUGUUUACACACGAUCCCUAAAACUAUCUGUUGUGUCAAAAUGGAACAGAGAUUUACACAUAAAAUACUGGAAGCAUUUCUGUUCUCUUCAGACUCCUGUUGGCAGCUUAUAACAAAUACAGUACAUUUACUGAGUGGUGCUUUUUCUAUUCAUCCUCACAAAAUAGAUCUGCAAAUGCAUCACUGCAGGAGCUUUUUGUUGUAAUUAAUGUGUAAAUUUAAUCCCAGUCAUGUUUGAUUUUGUUUGCUUUUUUUAAACAGUUGUCAGAUGAGUUUUGAUUACUGUUGAGAGACUGUAAUUUGCUUCAGUUUCACCGGCGCUGCAUCGUCAGCUGCAGGUUUGGGCUUUUUGUAAUGCUGAUAAUCCUGUUUUUUUGCGUUCAAGCAGCUCUUUCCUCUGGAAACCGCUGGUAUAAUUACAGCCAUUGAUAUGAAAACAAACAUGUAACGUAAUCAAGCUUAAAGCUCAGCGUUUUACCUUCAUGCUGAGAGUUGCAAUGUCAGUGAAGCCAGUUAAGCAAGAUUUCUGUGCACUGUAUCUCUCUUUCCAGGCAUUGGGGGAGCUUUAGUUCAUCAGACAUGUUUCAGGGCAGGGCUGAAGAAUAAUUAUAAGCUUAUUUUGGUGCAAUGCAUUAGUAAUGACCUCUUUCAUGCGCAGGUUGAAGCAUGGUGACGUUUGUUUUUACACAAUAGUUGAUGUAUUGCUAAAUCGCGAAGAAAAGCACUGGCCCAGAAAAAUGUGCAAUGGUUGAAACUGACAAAAGGUUUGACUUGGUGGAUUACUGAAACACUGGUGUUAUAACCUCUUCAGGACAGGAUGAAUGUCCAGUUCUUCUGGUUUUGUCCUUAGCUGUUUUUUUUUUUUAAAAAAGGCUUUCAAAACCAAGAAACUCCUCGUGGCUAAGCUCUAAGUAUGUGUGUGCAGUGGUAAUAUCCGGGAGAUUUUCAGUGGUGUGGCCCAGAUAAGACAAGGUGGUGUGUGAAGUCAGUCAACAGAUUCUACUGUCUGCAAUAUCCAGCAGGAUCAUUGUUAACUCCAGAAUCCUGGUGGUUUGGAAACCCAAUUCCAAAAACAAAAGACUAUAAAAGAUAUGAACUUUGAAAAAGAGUUAAUUGAAUUUACAAAGGCAAAAAGUAAUUUAUCUCACAGUGGAAAGAAAGGCUUUAAACAUGACUUGUGUUGCAGAGUACAAACAGAAAGACCAACAAUCAACCAGUUAACAGAAGUCCAGCUGUGCUUGCAGCUGCUGGAAUUUUCUGACUGAAGUGUGGAUCUGUUUUUAUCCAAACCCUCAAACCCCAUCAAACCCCACCAUCGUCGUACUGAGUCCACUCAUAUUUCACAUACCAGUCUGCUACGUAUGAAACAUCGCUUCUCUUGAACAAAAUGUUUAACAUUAGUUGUCACUUCCAGCUGUUAAUUGAGACAACACAGAUUUAUAUUUCAUGUUUUUACUCUAUUUAAUUAAUAUAACUUUUAGAUGUGUAAAAGCAACCCCAAGUGUAUUAUGGGAAAAACAAAACAUGAAAAGACAGAACGA
Messenger RNA from Melanotaenia boesemani (Boeseman's rainbowfish), 2406 nucleotides. It is a transcript of the gene eif1ad, whose product is annotated as eukaryotic translation initiation factor 1A domain containing. Bases 194 to 730 code for a protein of 178 amino acids. The record is from RefSeq and is a predicted model, not a curated record. NCBI's taxonomy places the organism in Eukaryota, Metazoa, Chordata, Actinopteri, Atheriniformes, Melanotaeniidae. Gene Ontology annotation, molecular function: translation initiation factor activity; RNA binding. Gene Ontology annotation, cellular component: nucleus. Gene Ontology annotation, biological process: translational initiation. The transcript has 5 exons.